Acytostelium subglobosum LB1 is the source of this 1515-nucleotide messenger RNA. RefSeq lists its product as hypothetical. The record is from RefSeq and is a predicted model, not a curated record. Gene Ontology annotation, biological process: tricarboxylic acid cycle. Gene Ontology annotation, cellular component: cytoplasm. NCBI's taxonomy places the organism in Eukaryota, Evosea, Eumycetozoa, Acytosteliales, Acytosteliaceae. The transcript is spliced from 3 exons. Bases 1 to 1515 code for a protein of 504 amino acids.
AUGUCACAUAUGGACAGGAUAAAUAUAUUGGCUAACCACUUGUCAAUCAAUGACGAGGAGGAAGACGACACUUUGCAAUCAAACAAUGUGUCAGCUGCAUCUGCCGCUGCAUCAACUUCAAGCAAUAAGCAGGCUUCAUUGACUGUUACAGAUAAUCGUACUGGAAAACAAUACAACGUUCCAAUCAAGGAUGGACGUAUCAGUGCUACAGCCUUCAAGAAGGUGUCAGAAGUCGAUGGAGACAAUGGAUUGAUGGUUUAUGAUCCAGCUUUCCAAAACACUGCUGUUGUAACAUCAAGCAUCACUUAUAUCGAUGGAGAUAAGGGAAUAUUGAGAUAUAGAGGUUAUCCAAUUGAGGAGUUGGCCGAGCGAUCAAACUUCCUCGAGGUGGCCUACUUGUUGAUCAAUGGCAAUCUGCCAAAUAAGACUCAGCUCGACGGCUGGACCCAUCGUGUGAUGACACACACCUUCCUGCACGAGAACCUCGUUGGAAUGAUGAAGACAUUCAGAUACGACGCCCAUCCAAUGGGCAUGCUCAUCAGUACUGUUGCCGCACUCGGCACCUUCUACCCCGAGGCCAACCCAGCGCUGGCCGGCCAGGACAUCUUCAAGUCAGAGAGCGUCAGGAACAAGCAGGUGCUGCGUAUCAUUGGUAAGCUGCCAACGAUUGCCGCCUGCGCCUGGCGUCACAGAAUCGGUCGUCCCUACAACACGCCCGUCAACCAUCUCGGCUACACCGAGAACUUCCUCUACAUGCUGGACAAGCUCUCUGAGCAGGACUACAAACCCAACCCAGUUCUGUGCCGCGCACUCGAGAUCCUGUUCAUUCUGCACGCGGACCACGAGCUGAACUGCUCGACCGCCGCCAUGCGCCACAUCGCCUCGUCCAACACCGACCCGUACACAUCUGUUGCUGGUGCCGCAGGUGCUCUCUACGGUCCACUGCACGGUGGUGCUAACGAGGCCGUGCUCGACAUGCUCCAGCAGAUCGGCACCAAGGACAACGUUCAUCAGUUCAUAGCCGACGUCAAGUCCAAGAAGAGAAAGUUGAUGGGCUUUGGCCAUCGCAUCUACAAGAACUACGACCCACGUGCCAAGAUUAUCCGAAGGGUGGCCUACGAGGUCUUUGACAGCUUGGGCAAGGAGCCCCUGAUCGAGGUGGCCACCGAGCUCGAGAAGCAGGCCCUGAACGACGAGUACUUUGUCUCGAGAAAGCUGUACCCCAACGUGGACUUUUACUCGGGUCUCAUCUACAAGGCCAUGGGCUUCCCCACCGAUAUGUUCCCAGUGCUCUUCACCAUUCCACGUGCCGUCGGCUGGCUGGCUCAUUGGAUCGAGCAUUGUGAGGACCCCGAGACCAAGAUCUACCGUCCACGUCAAGUGUACAAGGGAGAGUGGUUCCGCAACUACGUCUCAAUCGAGGGACGUUCACCCGCCAAGGUUCGCUCGCAAGAGUUCUACUCCUCAUCCACCACCAAGAGAUACUCCAAGGUCACCGGUAUCAAUGGAAAGUAA